Molecule: messenger RNA, 1422 nt
Organism: Manduca sexta (tobacco hornworm)
Lineage: Eukaryota; Metazoa; Arthropoda; Insecta; Lepidoptera; Sphingidae
Gene: WDR79
Product: telomerase Cajal body protein 1 homolog
Exons: 5
Coding region: 83-1390 (435 amino acids)
Biological process (GO): Cajal body organization
Cellular component (GO): Cajal body
Molecular function (GO): RNA binding; protein binding
Source: RefSeq, a predicted model, not a curated record
UUGACAAUGAUAGCUGUCAAUUUUACCAGUCUAUAAUUGUGAAAAAUAAAGCAGUAAAUUUGUUUUCUUGUGAAAAUUAUAUAUGAAAAUGGAAGAAUUAAUCGAGGACACUAACCCAAUAUACGACGUAAACUUAAUAUCUAACAAUAGCGACACUUAUGACGCAACAGAAGUUACAGAAAAUGGACUAAAUAAUACCAACACAUGUUAUCAAAUACCCGGUCUGUUUACAAGCAAAACAUUGUUGGAACUCUCGAAUUCAUCAUGGUCGAGGUCCAGGAAUGCUAAUGAACAAAUUCAGCCGUACUUGCGAGGUUGUAAGUGGUCGCCAGACGGUACCUGCUGCCUCUGUGUGGUAAAUAACGAUGGGGUGCAUGUGACAGAGCUGCCCCGAGAUUUGUACACGGGUGAUUUAGCUUCUGGGAGGCUAAUAGACGUUUUAGAUUCGGUGAUACACGUAAAAGAGGCUGGUUUAAUUUAUGAUUUCUGUUGGUAUCCUGCCAUGAACAGUAGCAUUCCUGAAACUAGUUGUUGGCUAACUACAAUACAAAAUAGUCCAAUACAGAUGUGGGAUGCAUACAAUGGGUCACUAAGAUGUUCAUACAGAGGGUAUAAUGCAGUUGAUGAAAUGGAAGCUGCAUUGACCAUAACAUUCACCCCUGACUGCAGUAGAAUUGUAGCUGGUUAUACCAAAGUCCUUAGGACUUUUGAUGUUGAAAGACCAGGCAGGGAUUAUGUAGAACAUAAAAUCACAAGUCCAGCCGCAUGCCUUGCGACGGACAGUAAUCUACUAGCAGUGGGUUCAUGGAACUCUACAAUCAGCCUGUAUAAUGUUAGUGAAACUGGCACAUACAAAAGUAUUGGAAAAAUGCAUGGUCAUGCCGCUGGUGUAACACAUAUGAAAUUCACACCAGAUGGUUUAAAGCUGGUAUCAGGUGCGCGCAAAGAUCAUAGGUUGCUAGUGUGGGACAUAAGAUAUUAUCGCCGCCCAUUAAACAUUCUACACAGAGCUAUGGACACAAACCAAAGAGUAUACUUUGAUAUAUCACCAUGUGGUAAAUAUUUAGUGACUGGUGGUACAGACGGAGUUGUGAAAGUAUGGGAUGCAGAAAAGAAUGAUUGGAAAUCUAGUCUUAAUACAGCUGAUGAAGGUGAUGAUGCAACAUACAAGUUUCCACUACACAAGGAUUGCUGUAACAGCGUAUCAAUACAUCCAUGUCGACCGAUUUUAGCGACCGGCUCUGGCCAGUUUCACUUCACUAAUCCAAUUACCAAACUGGAAUCACCAGAAGAUUUGCAGAAGGAAGAUAUAGACGAUUUCAGAGACAUGAAAUAUUCGAGUACAGCUGAGAACUGUUUAGUUUUUUGGUGGACUGGUGAUGUGUUGUAGUGAUAAGGACAAAUAUAUUUUUUAUGAAUUGA